Messenger RNA from Osmerus eperlanus (European smelt), 4763 nucleotides. RefSeq names its product solute carrier family 38 member 3b (gene slc38a3b). The transcript is spliced from 17 exons. The record is from RefSeq and is a predicted model, not a curated record. Bases 271 to 1824 code for a protein of 517 amino acids. Lineage: Eukaryota; Metazoa; Chordata; Actinopteri; Osmeriformes; Osmeridae. Gene Ontology annotation, cellular component: plasma membrane. Gene Ontology annotation, molecular function: L-histidine transmembrane transporter activity; L-asparagine transmembrane transporter activity; L-glutamine transmembrane transporter activity. Gene Ontology annotation, biological process: amino acid transmembrane transport; asparagine transport; histidine transport.
CAAACGCCGUCCAUUUCUCAUUCGACAAAAUUUAUACGAGAGGGAAAUAGAGAGCGCGCAUUAUCCAAAAGCUUUAAUUUAAUAUAAGCCGCAGGUUUAACACAAAAUAAAGAGAAUAACUUCAUAUUUUGGGGGGUAUUAUUGAUCUACGGAAUUGAUCUCAAGCAAGAACGUCACGACUCUACAAUUGGUAUCCAAGUGACAGGAGAGGAACACACCCUUUGAACACACACAACCGUUAACCAUUCUGGGCCAACUGCUGCGUGGAGCAUGGAGUGUGCCCAAUCAGAGAUGAGCAUCCUUCCCAAUGGGAAAGGUCAUGACCUGGGGGAUGACAUGUGCGUGCCAAUGAAGACCAUGCCUGAGGAAGAUACAAAUGGUACUACAAAUGUCAGAUUCGACGAGGGAGACGGAAUCAUUGCAGAGAGUGAGGAGUUUCUGCCCAAUGGAGAUGGGAAGAAGCCAGCCCGCUUCACUGACUUUGAGGGUAAGACCUCUUUUGGCAUGUCUGUGUUCAACCUGGGGAAUGCCAUCAUGGGCAGUGGGAUCCUGGGACUGGCCUAUGCCAUGGCUAAUACUGGCAUCCUCCUCUUCCUGUUUCUUCUGACUGCAGUGGCAGCCCUGUCCUGUUACUCCAUCCACCUGCUGCUGAAAUCCUCUGGCAUUGUGGGGAUUCGAGCCUACGAGGAGCUGGGAUUCAGGGCCUUCGGAACACCGGGGAAAAUGGCCGCCGGUAUCGCCAUCACACUGCAGAACAUCGGAGCCAUGUCCAGCUACCUUUACAUUGUCAAGUCUGAGUUUCCAUUGGUCUUACAGACCUUCCUGAAGGAGGAUCCUACCGCUGAUCUGUGGUACCUGAAUGGUAACUACCUGGUGGUCAUGGUCUCCAUCAGCAUCAUCCUUCCUCUGGCCCUGAUGAAACAACUCGGUUACCUUGGCUACACCAGUGGUUUCUCACUCAGCUGCAUGGUAUUCUUCCUCAGUGCUGUCAUCUAUAAAAAGUUCCAGAUCCCCUGUCCCUUUGAGGAGUUUGCAGGCAACCACACCGCUCACCUCCACCUCAAUGACUCAGCCGACGCCCACGGCCUCGGCUACCACAACGGCCUGGUCCACGAGGUGGACGACUCCCACUGCGGCCCGCGCAUGUUCACCAUCAACUCACAGACGGCGUACACCAUCCCCAUCCUGGCCUUUGCUUUCGUGUGCCACCCCGAGGUCCUGCCUAUCUACACGGAGCUGCGCAACCCCACUCAGAAGAGGAUGCAGCACGUGUCCAACAUCUCCAUCCUGGUCAUGUACACCAUGUACUUUCUGGCCGCUCUGUUUGGCUACCUGACCUUCUAUGGGAAGGUGGAGCCGGAGCUUCUGCACACCUACAGCCGAAUCGACCCCUACGACACUCUGAUGCUGUGCGUGCGGCUGGCCGUCCUCACCGCCGUCACCCUGACCGUCCCUAUCGUCCUCUUCCCGGUACGCAGGGCCAUCCAGCACAUGCUGUUCCCCAACAAGACCUUCAACUGGCUGCGUCACGUCGCCAUCGCCGUCAUCCUGCUCUCCACGAUCAACAUGCUGGUCAUUUUCGCCCCCAACAUCCUGGGGAUCUUUGGGAUCAUUGGUGCUACAUCUGCCCCCUGCCUCAUCUUCAUCUUCCCAGCUGUCUUCUACAUCCGCAUCGUACCCACGGACAGGGAACCCAUGAACUCCACUCCUAAGAUAGUGGCUGCUUGCUUUGCCGGCCUGGGCGUCCUCUUCAUGACAAUGAGUUUGAGCUUCAUCAUCAUUGAUUGGACAACAGGGAGCAGCAAUGCAGGGGGUGGCCACUAGGGGCCGCUGUGUGUGUUUGUGGGUGGGGUUAGGGAAUGGGUGAAAAGUUUGGGGAUGGAAAGUUCAUGAUUUUAUAAGGGUGUAUUGUAAUGGAUGUGUGAUCCACUCAUAGGUGGGAGGGGGGUGGGUGCAAAGGCAGGGAGGGGCGGGCUCCAGGACCUACCUUGAUCUUGCCCGACGAAUGGCUCAAGCCAAGAGAUAUUUCGAUCACAUUCACCGUACGCACUUGAACACAGCAAAGUGGUUGCUAACGACGAAGACGUGAUUCAUAAUCAGGAGUGAACAGGGUAUUUUGUUUCAAAUCGAUAUCUAUGAGUGGGACAGCGCUUCAGUCGGGCCAUCACAGACAUCAGCCAAGCUUUUCACUUCCCUCCCAUCCCCUCCUCCCACACACGUCCCCUCCCCCCCUCACAGAGUUUAUUUAUCUCUUCCAACCCCCAGGUGACCGUCUGACCUCCUGGUGAGUUACCCACUGCUAGUACUGUACCGAAGCGCAGUUAGAUUUUAUACUGGAAGGGAAACGGGAGGGCCAAAAAACGACACACGGUUAGGGAAGUCAGACAAAUGUUUUUGUGUGCAGAACCACUCUGAUGAUUCUAUUCGCUGUUCAUUGGUGUUCUGCACACGAGUGGUAUCACUGGACAGAGAAGGGUUUAAGAAAGGCUGGAUGGAGUGUUCUAACCUUCUGGUGUUUGUCCUACUCACCGUGUGACACAGGAGUUUUCAGCUAUUCUGAUUGGCUGUUUAUUUCCUAUUUUGCAUAGGAACGCAAUGUAUAUCUCUGUUGAUUAUGUGCCAAAGGAAAGUAUAUGGUGGUAGGUGUUGGUCAAGGCUAAGGUCCCAAAUGCAUGUGGUAUGGAACUCUAGAUUUGCAGUGUGUACCACACACAUAUCGUGAAACUGAAAUGUAUAUUUAUUUAACUAUAUCAAUGUUUUUUGUUGUAAUUUCACAAUGUAGGCUAUUGGAGAACAGAACCGAGUAUUUAACUAUGAUCAGGUAUCUGUAGAUGCACAGUCUGCUCUUAUGUGAUUUGUAUGAUAUGUGACAGUCUACACUGCUUUGAAGCUUUGAGGGCGCAGAGUUUAAAACAGACUUUAUUUACAAGGGUGGGCAGUACAUCCUAAGAUUCUUAGCACGGUAUACAUAAGAGUAAUUACUAGGUUUCUACUGUCAGUAUAUUAGGACACAUUUCACAAUAAAUAUGAACCACACAAAACCCAUAGAAGUUUACAAAAUGAAUUAGAAGUAUUUAAGUAUUCCUACAUGCAUAACAAUUGCUGCAAUGAAUUCAAAUAUAAUAAUGCUAUGUAAAUAAGAGUACGUACAAUGUUGGCCGAUGUAUUUUAUACGUCUGACAUCUUUCGAUUGAGGUGAGACCUUGUGAACCCCAAUCAUGACCAAAUGAGAUAGGAGGCACCCUCUUUCUAACUGGUCAUGGUUCUGUGGGUGAAGAGGUCUCGCUCUCAAUGUCUCAACUACCAUCGGCUGCUCAGGAGGUAUGCUUCUCGAUGCCCAAAGCAAAACAUGGUGUUUUGCUUUGGGCAACCUUUUAGCGAUGUCUUGCUUCCUCUUAUGAAGUCCAUGCGCCGACACAGCAUACAGUGGCAGUAGAAGGCUACCUGUUUCAAACCGUUCUCAUUGCCCACCUCUACAUCCAUGUUCAAUUGAGUGACGUGUAAUCCAAGAAACAAAUAGAAAUUCAAUGUUAUGAUUCGGUGGUGUCUACAGGCUGUUUUCACUUUCGCAUUGCCACACUAUAUGAGAGAUGUGUUUUGUGAUCUGUUGAAGUUGCUGGACCUGUCUUGGUGGUCUCUUGAUAUCGCUUUGAAGACCUGUUGAGUGAUUGAUCCUGUGGUUGAAGUGGCGUGUGUGGAAGCAGCCCUUUCUAGUAGUUGGCUCAAUGAACCGUCAUUUAUGUCAAUGCUCCAUCUACUAUAAUACCUGUGUCAGUAUGACUUAGGCUUAUAUGUUUGGUGCCGUAUUAUAAAAACAGUGUGGCUUUGUAAAUCCAGGUUUUGAAACAUUGAAGAAAUGGUAAAUGAUUUGUAGAAGAAGAUUAAUUAAGGUAUUGUAUUGUUCUGUCUAGCUCUCCAUGUUAUAACGCUACCAUUUGUAUUAUUCUACAAGCUAUCAGCAUUAUCAUUACUCAAUACUUACAUGAAGAGAUGUCAGUUUGGUUAACUCCUCUGACCCCAGUCCUUGAAGUGACUACAUGUUGAUACAGCAAUAUAUAUAUAUUCAAAAGCACAAGAUCAUUUCCUGAGAUGUUGGUCUCCAGUUAAGAGUUUAACAAUAUUCAAUACAGAGGUUUCAUCCACAAAAUGAUGGUUGUAUGUUUGUUGUAAUUUCAUUUCUAACCUCAAAUAUUUCUUUAGCCAAUAAGACAUUUUUAUACACUUAUACACUACAGGGGAAAUUGCGUUCUGUGUAUUCAUUCACUUAUAAUUUAAAAUGUGUUUAUUUUACUUAUCCAUGACUAAACUGAAUUGUUUUUUAAUGUGCCUAGCUCAAUCCUGUUUUUUAAACUGGUCAUCAUGCCAAGGUACUGGGGGAUAAAACAUUGACAUAUGCCUCUUUACAAAGAUAUCUACUUACCUGUUUCUCUUGGAAAUACCUUCAACUUAAGAUGAAGCACAUCAGUUAUACAUCAGCCAUUGUUCCAACUGCAAGCCUGGAUUCACAUAUUACUUAAACUGAUUUAUACCUAUUAAUAUUUUGUUAUAUUUCUUGUUAAAACAUUGUGAUUUAUUUUCAAGAAAAUUAAAAGACUAGGGUGAAUAACAAGUUAUAUAUCGAUUUUGGGCUUAUAAGGUGGCUUAUAUAAAUAAUGUAUAUAAAUGUAAACCCUUUAUAUUCGUGAUGCAUAUCUAGCUUGUAUAGUGUAAAUAGCAGCGACCGUUUUAGUUUGACAAUAAAACAAAUGUAGAUGUUUUUACAA